AGCAUGAUAUAAUUAAUAUUUGCUAAUCAUCCGUCUGUUUUCUUCUUGUGAUGGUUGAUUAGAAAAGUCUGCAUGUAGAUGUUUUGGUAAUCAUCUAAAAGAAAGCACUUCCUGUAGGUCAGGUGUGCAGAAACACCAGAAACAAAGAUAUCACACUUUGCUGCAGCAUUUUGCUCUGGAGCAAAGGCAUCAGUGGCUAAAUCUUCUGAUUUACCCCUUCCUGGGGGAUUAAAUGACACUUGAUUAAUUUCAGAGUGGGGUUUUGACUCUAACUGUUAUUAACUGCAGUUAAUCUGCCUAUAAAGGGGUUACAAUGGUAUCAGAUCACUAGAAUUAACCCCGUCCUUUAUGCGCUGCUCCAUUGUUCUGCUGCUUUCUGGGCCUUUGUUGAACUUGGCAGUGAACUCCAAUGUUUUGAGGGGAAACGUUGGUUUUAUAAGGGGGAAGUUUUUCAGCAUGAAGUUGUAUAACAGGCUGCAGUUGGACCCUUAGUUUUUUCUUUUUUUCUUUCACGCGGAUGUUACAAAAGCCUGUCAACAAAAAAAAAAGUCCAGUCCACCUUAAGCUCACACAAACUGCACACAUUUCCUGAAAACGCCCCGUCAGUGAGACACAGAAAGCGACUCCGGAUCGCAAUAACAAGGCGGAGUAGUUCAACGGCGGCUCACUUCUGCUGCUUCACCGACACUUCUGCCGCUCCUACGAGGUCUCACCCACCAAGGUCAGCCGCGGAGGAGCUGUCACGGCGGCGGCGGCAGGCGCCUGCCCCCCCCCCCCCCCCCCCGGCUCUUUUGUCUCCAAGUCCGAACUUUUUUUCUUUUCUUUUUUUGCUCCCCUCAAACAUGGACCUGACUGCGUGAACCGCCGACAGAACCUGGACUUGCCUCCGCGUGGAUGGAUUAAAAGUGUCGGAACUAGUUGGUCGGAGUUGUGCCGCGUGCCACCAUGUUGAGUAACCCGGGAACGUACGCCAACAAGAAGAGGAAGAAGCCUGUCCUCAAGCAAAAGAAGAUCCCGGAUGCCGGGGAGGUGGUUAAGUCCAACCCCUCCAAGCGCCACCGGGACCGGCUGAAUGGGGAGCUCGACCGGCUCAUGGACCUCCUGCCCUUUCCAGAGGAGGUGCGCUCCCGGCUGGACAAGCUGUCGGUCCUCCGCCUCAGCGUGGGAUACCUGCGGGUCAAGAGCUACUUCAAAGCCACCAUGAAGAGCAGAAACGGCGGGCGCCUCGCGCUCGGAGUGAACGGGCAGAACGGGAGCAGUCUGGACGGCGGCGGCUUGUCUGAAAGGGAGCUGUUGCUGCAGAGCCUGGACGGCUUUGUGAUGGUGGUCACCUCGGACGGGUUGGUGUUUUACGUCUCCCCCACUAUCAAGGACUACCUGGGCUUCAAUCAGUCAGACGUGGUCCACCAGAGCGUGUUCGAGCUCAUCCACACCGAUGACCGCGCCACGUUCAGAGAGCAGCUCCACUUCGCUCUGAACCCACCUCCGGUCGCCGCCGACGAGCAGAUCGCACAGGGUCACGGCGCCACCGUCAUGUACAACCCGGACCAGCUUCCUCCAGAGAACUCGUCUUUCCUGGAGAGGAGCUUUGUUUGUCGCUUCCGCUGCCUCCUGGACAACUCCUCCGGCUUCCUGGCUCUGAAGUUUCAGGGACGGCUGAAGUAUCUCCACGGUCAGAACCUCCAGGUGGAAAGCGGCGGCUGUACCCGACCUCAGCUGGCUCUGUUCGCCAUCGCCAUGCCCAUCCAGCCUCCGUCCAUCGUGGAGAUCCGAGCCAAAAUGCUCCUCUUUAAGACCAAACACAAGCUGGACUUCACGCCCACGGGCGUCGACAGCAGGGGGAAGAUUAUUCUGGGGUAUUCAGAGACUGAACUGUGCAUGAAAGGCUCCGGCUACCAGUUCAUCCACGCCGCGGAUAUGAUGUACUGCGCCGACAACCACAUCCGCAUGAUCAAAACCGGCGAGAGCGGACUGACGGUGUUCAGGCUCCUCAGCAAGUCCAAAGGCUGGCUGUGGGUGAAGUCCAACGCCAAGCUGACCUACAUUGGAGGAAGGCCGGAGUUCAUCAUCGCGUACCAGCAGGCCUUGACGAACGCCGAGGGGGAGGAGUACCUGCGUCAGCGGCGGCUGCAGCUGCCCUUCAGCUGCACCACCGGGGAGGCCAUCCUCUACAACACGGGUCCCACCGUGGACGUCAUGCAGUUCCAGUUCGACAAAAUCUUCGGCGACAGCAACAUGGAGAAGGACGUGCUGCCGGGCUCCCUGCUGGACAGCUUCCUGCAGCAGGACGAGGUCAUCUACGCCCAGAGGGUGGAGCCGCCGCUGCCCGUCGACCAGGUCUUCAUGGACAGCCACCCGCUGCUCAGCAUCGCCAGCGACCCUCGCCAGGGAGGCGACGCCCCCACGGCGGAGACGCCGGAGGUGAAGGAGGAGCAGCAGUCCAUCCUGGCGGUGGUGGACAGCCUGGAGCGGCUGGCGCAAACCGGCGAGUUUGAGGAGGUUCUGGAGCAGUUGCAGGCGGACGACACGGCGGAGUGGGAGCGCGCGCUGAAGAGGUUCAACGUGGGAGUGGAUCUGCAGAGAACGUCCGGCGACAUCCUCACCGAGGACAUCUUCGAUUACAUCGACUCGGUGUUCCAGAAGGGGGAGGAGUUUCUGAGCGAGAACCCUCCCAGCUGCCUGGCGGACUCCUUCCCCGCCUCAGAGCUGUGCGAGCCACUGCCGUUUAUGGCGUUCUCUGCGGGGAACGGCCUCCCUCCCCCCGAGCAGGCCCCCCAGGAGCGCCCGCUGCCCGCAGCUGCCGACGGCCUGCCGCCGCUGCAGCAGCUGCAGCUGCAGGACAUCUUCGCGCUGUCAGAGGGGCUGCCGGAGCUCGCCAUUCCCGACAUCUCUGCCGACAUCUCGGCUCUGCAGAACUGCCAGCAGGCGCCGGUGAGGCCGGCGGGUCGUCCGAACGUCGGUUCUGUUCGAGUCCAGCCGCCGGACCCGCUGCAGUCGGUCGUGGUGACGGCAAACAGGCCGCAGCUGCUCCCGCACGGCGACGUUCCCUCCAUGAACUUCAGCUCUCCGAACGCAUCGACGGCUCCGGCGGGUUUUCCGGCACCGAUGCAGAAACAAGCCGCCAUCAGCGACCCGUUACAGCCGUGGACUCAGAUGCUGCCGUACAGCGGCACACUGCAGAACGGACACGAGAGCGCGGCCCUGUUCCACGGCUCAGAAAGACAAACAUUCCAACAGGCGGCGUUUUGGCAGACGGCGCCGCCCGGUAGCUGCAUGAUGGAACCGCGCUUCUCCUCCAGCCCAUCAGGGGGCGACGUCCCGACUCACAGCGAAUCCCCUCAAGGUCCCUGCCGCUACCGGUGGAGAGGCCGCGAGGUGGGGCCGUCCGCCGUCAGCAAGGAGGGCGCCGCCAUCCACCCCCUGACGGUGCCACCCGGUGCCGAACUCGCACACAACAAUAAGCACUACCUGAACGGCAUGGCGCAGACAAAGAGCGACAGCCUCUUUGGUGGCCCUGCUCUGGAUGUCACUGCAUACCUGGAGUAGGCGGAGCUUGGCGCAUGGUUGGCCUGUAUCAGUGCAUACUCAUACCGCUCCUAUUACUGCAUACUUUGUACCUGUGCAUAUGUAUCUCUAUAUCGUGUCUGUCCGCUGUGGCUUCACCGCGCUCACUUUAAUGAAGUAUGAAUUCACAAGUGCAUUUACCCAGCAGCAACCAAAGACGUCUUUAUAAGGGAAACUACGUCCAAAAAAUGUCGAAAAAGCUGAAAUCCGCAGCAACUUUGGUCUGAAAGAGUUUGUGUCGCCAUGGAAACGAGGAGCUCCGUGCCUUCAGUCGAUUCCCCCGACAGAUUUGUUUGUUUAAACCUUCAAACUGGUGCUUGAGUCUGUAUUUAUCGUUUGUGUUGUGCUGUUCUGCUUUGGCUCUUGAAACCCCCACCUGUGCCGAGCGCACCGCAGUGAAACUGGAUUUCCCCGCACGCCGGCGGCGGAUGCAGACUUGUAAAGUCUCUAAACUAUAUAGCUUAAGUGGGAGGGGAGCUGGAGCGCCGCUCUCCUCCCACGCCACGCCGCUCUCUUCCCACGCCGAGCUAGGGCCAUGCGCCGCAGAUGUAGUUGUAGUCCAGGGAAGUUCUCCGCGCAUCAACGCGAUCAGGAAGGAAAACUUCGUCUUAAAACGAGGUCACAAAAGAUGGCUGCUUAUUUUUGUUUUUCACAUAGGAAGUGCCUUAAAGUGCAACGCCGCCGCCAGCCACUAGGUGCUGCUAACGCCCACCUCUAGUGUUAAUGUGGUCCCUUCAGGUUAACACGGGGGUGUCUAAACUUUAACCACUGAGGACCCCGAUGCCUUAUAAUAAUAGACAGGAGCGGGUGGACGGUGUCAGAGAUGGAGGUCGCCUGCUAACGGCGUUUCAGCUGAAGAAACUUCUGGAAAGAAGCCGAAUCGUCGCAAACAUGACAGCAGAUCUGAGAGUUCCUACUGAGGCUUUGAGCUGCUCCAAAGUGUAGACAUGAAGACAGGAAGUGACAUCAGCGCUGUGUAUUUGAUUAAACCAAACAUACUGCCCACAGCGCUGAACCAAUUGUUGGGCAAUAUCGCCUCCUAGUGAGCAACAUGUGGAACUGCGUUCAGAUCCAGAGCUUAAGUGUGAAAACAGGUCAAGUUACCAAAACUAAAAAAAAUAGAUAAGAACUAAAAAUAAAAUGUGGAAAACCAACAAGAACAGUUACACUUCAAAAAUAUUCUAAAUAUUAUAAAUUAUUUUCAAUUAUGCACUUAAUUACUAACUUUAGUAACUACUAAAUGUAUGUCUGUUUCAGCAGAAAAAGCUGAACAAUGCAAAGGAGCACAAAUUAGUCAAUAAUUCUAAAAUAUCUAGCACUAAAAACAUGACAAUCAUAAACUAUUUAUAAAUUAUGAGACAAAUCUACCAAAUUAGCCAAAAGAUUGUCGGCAGGCCAAGAGGGAAAUGUAAAAUCUGAAGAAAGAGUUUGAACAGAAGCUGAAAAAUGAGAAAAGUGCUUUGAGAGUUUCCUGUUUUGAAUGAAGUAGGACGUUUCUAACAGAGGAGAACUUUUAUCUAGCUUAAAAUGAAAAAAUGUUGGGAGAUAUUAAAAGUGUUCAAAUAGUCAAACGACUUUUUACCAGUGGGAUGUUUAGAAAGUCUUUUAGAAAGAAAGUCUGUUAAAGUAGUGAGAGGUCAAGUUUAAAGAUUUAUUUUUGUUUCUGGAAAAUAUUUAAAAAAAAAAUACAGAAAGGGACAUAGAACCUCAAAGUUUCCUCAACAGUUAAAACCGAACAAAGUUUUUUUCAGAAUCUGUCCCCUUCUAGUGUCAGAAGUUGGAAUGAUCCAAUGCUUUUUUUUUAAAGGAAUCUCCAGCUCAGUGACGGAUAAAAACCGGUUUUCUCACUAAAAAUAGACAUUGUCCACAGAGAAGUCACACUACAGCCCGCUGUGGUCCAACAGAUGUGCUGCUGCUGCUGCUCUUGUGCCUGCAGCUCUCUGAAACUGUCCUGCAGCGCCCUCUGCUGGGCUUGUGCGGAAUCGCCCUAAACCUGACCUCUAAGCAUUAUCAAACCUCCACCUGCCUCAAUGCCAGAAAAUACAAACUUUCAUUAUUUUGUUUGAUCCUUUCUGUCACUUUGGAAAAAAUUCACAAGGAGUCGACAAAGACGGCCGUCCUCGCCGUUGAUUGUAGUUCCAGUUCAAAGACAACUGGAGGCGGCACGGGAAUGUCCUCGCCACCUCGGAUGUUCCCGUGCCGCAGAAGUGCCUUCGGUCCUCCGCCGCGUCUUCCAAACCCUCACACUACAGAAGAAACGUUUCACGAACCGGAGCUGGAUCAGCGUUUCCGUGGCAGCUUCACCGGAUCCCAGCGGCGGCGGCGCCGGACAAUUCCACAGUAUUUUCUUUCCUCGUUUCCUCCGUCGUUGUCACACCGGAUCUGUGUUCAGCAGAAAACCUGGAGCCAAAUCGCUGAUUCAGAGCCGCGUUGACAGCUGCCAUAUUUGUUUGUUUUUUUUAAAAAAAAAAGAAAAGAGAAAUAAAAAACGGUUCCAUUUUUAUUUAGCCAAGUAUGUAAACUGCAUCAUGUAUUGAAGCCAUAACCAGCCUUUGUUUACUGUUAAAUGCUUUUUCAUAAACGUGUGCAAUCAUUAAACUGCUGCUCGCCUCUUCA
This is a messenger RNA of Oryzias latipes (Japanese medaka), 6180 nucleotides long. Its product is annotated as aryl hydrocarbon receptor. The record is from RefSeq and is a predicted model, not a curated record. NCBI's taxonomy places the organism in Eukaryota, Metazoa, Chordata, Actinopteri, Beloniformes, Adrianichthyidae. Gene Ontology annotation, cellular component: aryl hydrocarbon receptor complex; nucleus. Gene Ontology annotation, molecular function: transcription cis-regulatory region binding; nuclear receptor activity; protein dimerization activity. Gene Ontology annotation, biological process: regulation of transcription by RNA polymerase II; xenobiotic metabolic process; response to xenobiotic stimulus.